Messenger RNA from Triticum aestivum (bread wheat), 1042 nucleotides. RefSeq lists its product as uncharacterized. The record is from RefSeq and is a predicted model, not a curated record. The transcript has 2 exons. Lineage: Eukaryota; Viridiplantae; Streptophyta; Magnoliopsida; Poales; Poaceae. Bases 6 to 521 code for a protein of 171 amino acids.
GGCACAUGCUGAUAAAAAAACGUUUCAUGGGGGAGCGCUCUGGCGACAGGCAAGGCGACACCCAGGUGAGGUCCAUGGCAGCAGCGACUUUCACGGCGGCCGCGGGAGAGCGCCGCAAAGAGCGAUGUAAGUUGGGGGGCCACCUCGACGAGGUCUGGUGUAUCUCUAAGCGGAGAGAGAGGGAGAUACUCAAGCGGUCGCAAGACCAGGAGGGGUGUAUGCAGCGCUUUCGGGAGAGGGCAAUGGUGAUGGUCCGAUCUGAUCUGGACUUGAAGCUAUUGAAGAGGGAGGGGGAGUUGAAGAAUGGACCGAUGAGAAGGCUGGUGAUUGCGUCCUCGACGGGUUCCUUGGCCCCGAUGGAUCUGGAAAACAUGGCUGGACAGAGCACUUCCACGGGUCAAGCUGAACAGCCGGGGCUCGGCGAGGCUAGCCCCAGCAAGGAAGGAGAGCAGAUGGCGUCGGCCUCCUCUCUUGUUGAGAAGGGGAAGGCGAUGGUGGGGGGGCGAAUGGUCUGCUUCUGACUACUACUUUGAACGCCUUCAUCGGGUUCACCGGCAAGGCAGUGCCUCCCACGCUGCGAAGGAGUAGCAAGAUGAGGGUGUUCUCGUCGCCCUCGCCAAUGAUCAACGACGGGCCAAUCGUCAUCGACAUGGAGGCGGCUUUGCGAGCGGUGGCGGGCAAGCUGGCAGUGGCCCGGGUACUCUCGCCUUACUCGAUCUACCCCCAGAACAUCGUCAACGAGAUGCAUGGACCAUAGCGGCUGCAUGGAGAGGUGGUGGCUCAACAAGUCACGAGCGAAGACGGGCGCUUCGUCAUCACCUUCUCGGAGGAUGGUGACCGCCUUCAUGUGGUGCAAGCUGGGCCUUGGCACUAUAGGAAUGAUGCGGUCCUGAUCGCGGAGUUUGACGGCAACGGUAAUGAUACAUCUCCAACGUAUCUACUUUUCGAAACACUUUUGCCCUUGUUUUGGAAUCUAACUUGCAUGAUUUGAAUGGAACUAACCCGGACUGACGCUGUUUUCAGCAGAAUUGCCAUGGUAUUA